This is a messenger RNA of Linum tenue, 420 nucleotides long. NCBI's taxonomy places the organism in Eukaryota, Viridiplantae, Streptophyta, Magnoliopsida, Malpighiales, Linaceae. The record is from the annotation of a GenBank genome assembly.
AUGGGGAGCAGCAGCGUGGUGGCGGCGGCGAAGGAGGUCCCGGAGAUUACUACUGCUUCUCCCAUUACGGCGUCGGAUCGUCAUCAGAAGAGCACGAGCCCGUACGAGGUGGUGCGGGAGGUGGCCGGGAGCAACGCGGUGGUGGUGUUCAGCAUGAGCGGCUGCUGCAUGUGCACCGUCGUCAAGCGCCUCCUCUUCGGCCUCGGCGUCGGCCCCACCAUCGUCGAGCUCGACCACCUCGCUUCGGGAGCUCCCGACAUCCAGGCCGUCCUCUUCCACCUCCUCCAGGCGGGGAGGCAGCCGGUGCCGGCGGUGUUCGUGGGCGGGAAGUACCUGGGUGGGAUAGAGACGCUCAUGGCCUGCCACAUCAACGGCUCCUUGGUCCCUCUCCUCAAGGACGCCGGCGCCCUCUGGCUCUAA